AAUUUAUAAUUCGUCAAACCCCCCCUCUCUCUCUCUCUCCUCUCCCACAUUCUCUCGAAACCCUAGAACCGUUUUGUCCUGUUUUUCUCCUCUAAUUUAGAUUCGAUUCUCUGAAUCUCUAUGAAAUUUCUCCAAAUUUUCGAAUCUAGGUUUGAUUCGAUGAUUCGUUUCAUGAACAAACCCUAGUUCUUUUUCUCGAAUUUUUUGAAUUUUUUUUUGAGCUAAAAAUUGAACCCUAUGGAGGGCUCUGUGGCUAUUCCGGAUGAUCUCGGAGUCCCGCCGGAGUCAUGGGAGGUAGCUGACGUGGACGCUAGUAUGCGGCGGCUUAUACUUUCUUCUUCGAAAAAGGAUUCCGAUUCUUCUGUCAAUAGUAAUAGUAAUCAAUCUGAGCUGCUUGAUUCCUCGUCUUCGGCUUUGGCCCGUGCUGGUUCGGGUGGUGUGUCGGAGGAUAUGGUUAACACCGUCGAUCAGUUUCUUCGUGAGGCUUUACAAAACCCUAGAGAGCGGCUUUCCGUUCUGAGGAUGGAGCAGGAUGUUGAAAAGUUCAUCAGGGACCCUGGCCGACAGCAGAUGGAAUUCCAGCAGCUGCCUACUUCCUAUUUGCGACUGGCUGCUCACCGUGUGGCACAGCACUAUUCACUACAAUCAAUGGUUUUGUUGGACAAUAGUCUACCGGAUGGCUCGGGUUCCAGAAUUAUUGUGCGCAAGACUUCUGAAUGUCGGAUGCCUUUGAUUCGCUUGGCUGACAUCCCGGUGAAUUUGCCUCAAGGAGAUACUGGCGUUGUUAAGGUUGCCAUUAAGCAGAGGCCACAGAAAGGUUCACAGUUUGCAGGUUCUUCAAAUUCAAAUUCAUCAAAGGGAAAUUCUGCCAAAAGUGUUGAGGAAAGAAAGGAGGAAUAUAAUAGGGCUCGAGCACGUAUUUUUAACUCUAAUAGUUUAAGUGGGAGCUCCAAUGUAAAACCUGAAACUGAAUCAAGGUCACAGGAUACAUUUCAGUAUGGUUCAAUAGGCAUACCACAGCUAGAAGAAAAAACUAGUCUAGCUGGCGGUUCUGAUUUGAAUACUGGGCGGGGUCUGAUUGAUUCUUCGACAAGUAGCAGUAGAUCAGCUAGAAGUAGGACAGAAAAGGAGCCAGUUGGUAGAUCUAAAUCUAAUAAUAAGGUGGCUAUCUUUCGCGAUCGGGAAAUUGACCGGAAGGACCCAGAUUAUGACAGGAGUUAUGACAGAUACAUGCAAAGGUUUGAUCCUGGGUUUGGAUUUACUGGUGGCCCAUAUACAAUUCAGCCCAUGUACGCUCCUGCAAUAAACUACAACACUGAAUUUCCCCAGCUUGGUGCAGCACUUCGGUCUCCCAUUUCUGCUGAAAACCAACCUCGUCCACUUCCUCAACAUUUACCUGGGCCUUGGGCAGCAUCAGCGACUCCUGGCAUUGGUUAUGGUCCGGCAGAUAGCAUGAUGCCUCCCCCUUUUAGUCACAAUCAUGUUAGUGCACGCUCAAGCACAGCUAUAUAUUUGCAUUCAACGCAGUAUCCUUGUCAGCGUCCUGGAAUGACUUUUAUCCAUCCUCACGAGCAGGUUCACCAACCCUUCUCACAGCCUCAUCAACUGCAACCUGAUGGUUUUGGAUUAGCCCGGCCCCGGUGAGGGGCACGGGCCAUGCCUGCAUCCUGCGACGUACAAUUCAGCAUCUUGAGGGGGGUGCUGAGCGGAAAAAUGUUGCAAAUCGCGGGGUGCAGGCAUGAACAACUGAGACCUGUUGGAGUAGAUUGUUCAGCUUGCAAUAUUUUCCGAAUCCAUCCACCAGUCUCAGUUUUAUGGAGCCUCCUGCAUUGCUGAGGAUGCUCAUAUGUCCUGACAGUUCCAUUGCAUGGAUGGGCACUCAGCUCUAUUGCCAUGGAAUCAUGACAACGAUGAUGAUGACGACAAAUGAAAUCAGCAAGAGUUCAGAGCUGGCAAUAUAAGAAGUUUUAUCGGUUUUAGCCUCAUCAAAGCUCCAAGAAGAAAGACAAUACGGUUAGAGAUUUUGAGUAAAUAGUGUCAACAGGACAUGCAAUCUUUAAGCAAUUGGUAGCUUUGGUGCCAGACUGACAGUGAUAAUACAGAGCUCUGAAUACGGGAUAUUCCUCUGAAGCAAUGUCCAGGAGAGACUCUGCAGAUAAUGUAUUUAAAUGGAAAGUGUUUUCCCUUUUACCGCUUUUCUUGUUUGGACAGAAUAUUCGUGUACUUUGUCUUUCGCUGACUAGUUUGUAACUGAAGCAUUUUGUUUGGUCAGAACUCCUUCGUCGCUCUUGACCAAAAUGAUAAUGAUCCUAACUGGCGACUGCGCCAGUAUUCCCCUGGGUUGAUAUA
Messenger RNA from Nicotiana attenuata, 2349 nucleotides. RefSeq names its product R3H domain-containing protein 2-like. Gene Ontology annotation, molecular function: nucleic acid binding. The record is from RefSeq and is a predicted model, not a curated record. Bases 238 to 1644 code for a protein of 468 amino acids. Lineage: Eukaryota; Viridiplantae; Streptophyta; Magnoliopsida; Solanales; Solanaceae. The transcript has 5 exons.